Messenger RNA from Nicrophorus vespilloides, 1689 nucleotides. Its product is annotated as ATPase WRNIP1-like. Gene Ontology annotation, biological process: DNA-templated DNA replication; regulation of DNA repair. Gene Ontology annotation, molecular function: ATP hydrolysis activity; single-stranded DNA helicase activity; DNA binding. Bases 83 to 1597 code for a protein of 504 amino acids. The transcript is spliced from 5 exons. Gene Ontology annotation, cellular component: nucleus. Lineage: Eukaryota; Metazoa; Arthropoda; Insecta; Coleoptera; Silphidae. The record is from RefSeq and is a predicted model, not a curated record.
UUAGUUAACCUUAGGCAAUGUUGGUCAAUAUCCUCAUUAUAUUCGGUUUGUAAACAUAGAAUAAUUCAUUACGUUUUUGAAAAUGGCAGAUAAUGGAAGUGAAUCGCAAUGUCCGAUUUGUGAAACAUGUUUUCCUAUUGCUGAGAUAGAAGCACACGUAAAUAAAUGCAUAUUUUUAAAUUGUUCUGAAGAAACACAGAAGAGGCCGGCCUCACCAAUUGCGGGUAACAAAGCAAAAUCACCGCGCUAUAAUAAUGCACCUCCAAAACCCAAAAAUUUUCUUCAAUCAAAACAAUUAGAUUUUAAAAAUGUACCAUCCACCAGCACAAAUGGCCCAAGUACUGCAAGUUCAACAAAAUUUUCAUUUACUGUUCCUUUGGCAAAGCAAGUGCAACCAAAAACUUUAGACCAGUUUUUUGGACAAAGUAAGGUACUGGGAAGCAAUACAGUCCUUCGACAAUUACUAGGAAAAGCAGAUAUACCAAAUAUGAUCCUUUGGGGUCCACCAGGUUGUGGAAAAACAUCACUCUCUGGUGUUGUGCAUGAGAUAUGUAAAGCCAAUCCUAAAACUUUGAAAUUUGUACCACUGAAUGCUGCCACAUGUGGAGUUAAGGAAGUGCAAACUAUUAUAAUGGAUGCAAAAAUGCAGCAAAAAUUUGGCAGAAAAACUGUACUGUUUAUGGACGAAAUACACAGGUUCAAUAAAAGGCAACAGGACAUAUUUCUUGCUGAUGUGGAGAAAGGCACAAUCACAUUAAUUGGAGCUACCACAGAGAAUCCUUCAUUCAGCUUGAAUAAUGCCUUACUAAGUAGAUGUAGAGUCAUUGUGAUGGAGAAACUUGAAACUGAUUAUUUGAUUAAAAUUUUGGAAAGGGCAGUAACCACAUUGGACAUUAAAAUUGUCAAGUUGAAAGACGAAUAUUCUUCAGAUGAUGGAUUGACUAUAGAACUUGAUGCUUUGAAUUGGAUAGCAGAUACAAGUGAUGGAGAUGCUAGAAUUGCUUUGAGCAAUUUACAAUUGUUGCUGCAGCAGAAUGACUUAGACAAAAAUAAGUUAAUAACAGUUGAAGAUAUUAAAGAUGGAAUUAAAAAAUCCCAUUUACUGUAUGAUAGGAAAGGGGAAGAGCAUUACAAUAUAAUUUCUGCUAUGCACAAGUCUAUUAGAGGAUCUGAUGUUAAUGCAGCACUGUAUUGGACAACAAGGAUGAUAGUUAGUGGAGAGGAUCCUCUCUUUAUAGCAAGGAGAUUAGUUAGAGCAGCUAGUGAAGAUAUUGGUAAUUCUGAUCCUGCUGCACUUCAACUAGCUGUAACAACCAUGCAGGGUUGUCAACUGUUGGGAAUGCCAGAAGCUGACGUGCUAUUAGCGCAAUGUGCUAUUUAUUUAGCUAGAGCCCCAAAAUCUAGGGAAGCAGAUACAGCUUUGGCAGCUGCUAAGCAAGUAAUCAAUAGUUGCGAGGGGUUGCAGCCGUCUGUACCAAUGCACAUUAGAAAUGCUCCGACGAAGCUGAUGAAGGAAUUAGGCUAUGGAAAAGUAGCUUCAGGGACAAAACCAUCAUUUAUGCCAGCAGGGUUGGAAAAUGUAAAGUUUUUCAAAUAAAAUUUGAUUACAUAUAAAAUAAAUUAUAAAUUAAACUAUCUAUACAAAUGUUCGAUUUAUUUAUUUUUUGUUUAUCUGUAAUAUACAGACAC